Messenger RNA from Sycon ciliatum, 16040 nucleotides. RefSeq names its product E3 ubiquitin-protein ligase HERC2-like. NCBI's taxonomy places the organism in Eukaryota, Metazoa, Porifera, Calcarea, Leucosolenida, Sycettidae. The transcript is spliced from 62 exons. Gene Ontology annotation, biological process: protein ubiquitination. The record is from RefSeq and is a predicted model, not a curated record. Gene Ontology annotation, molecular function: zinc ion binding; ubiquitin-protein transferase activity. The coding region runs from base 313 to 15384 and encodes 5023 amino acids.
AAGGCACAGUCAGUCAAACUCAGACAGAGAAUCAAAGGACUUGUUUGUAGGCGCAGUACUGCGGUGCAUGCAGGUGGACCAAGCUCACUUUUUUGACUUUCUGUUUUGGAAACUUUUCGAGGUGCUCGCAGCUUUAUGCAAACUGUACCAGCAUCAGUGAAGAGCAACCUGAAAACGUUAUUAUUCAGUUGGUCUAGAAAUGAAUGCAUAGAUAAAGGAUACCCUCGCUCACGUCAGGGUGGUUCAUGACCAUGAAGUUGUGGUGUUCGCUGUCGAGUUCGGUUUUUGGCUAACUUACCUUAUUCGUCCACAAUGGAGCCCAGCACUCGCGGAACCGAAGAGCGGGUGAUGGUGCUCAACGCAGAUACCAAACGUGAUAGGAAAUGGUCUCAAAGAGAUGUUCACCAUGCGUUCACUGCUGACGGCCUCAACACGUGCUGGAAUGAGCUGGUCGCCGAUGGCGAGCUGGUUGAAAAGGCCACUGUCAUUGUGGCAUCCUAUCCUGAUGCGUCUGGCCCGGCACCCAACGAGGCAUCGUCACAACCUGCCACGCCGGUCACCGACUCGCCCAAGACGCUGCGGGUGGUGAGCGCGCUGUCGAACAGCAAGGAGAGCCGCAGUGCAAUGCUGGCCAGAUGGACGUGGGGCAAGGAGCCGACGGCGGCGCAGAUCCGCGAGUCUCUAGCGUCCCUGGUGCACGACCAGCGCUCCAUAGCCAGGUGGUCUGCAAAGAACACGCUCUGCCUGUCUCGGUUUGAGCGCCGACUCCACAUUGUCCACCGUAUGCUGCUUGCGUUCGCCAGGUGCAGCACAGCCAGCAAGGAGUCCAGUGGAGACACGGGAGGCAAACUGAGCUGUGUGGCAAGGAAGCAACCUGACACGGACCUGUCCCACGAGCAGAAGCUGGGCUUGACCGGCGCUCGGAUGGUCUUGAGCUUCAUCACUGUGAUGUUUCGACGGGCGUGGUCGUCGGAUGACGACAUCGAGAUGUGUGGUGAUCUUCUGGAGGAAGCGCUGGGAAUGCUGCAGACGCUGCCGGCUGCAUCUCUAUUCGAUAGAGACCUCUGCUCGCUAGUUUGGCAGCAAACGCUGGAGCGAGCGUGCAAGUUUCUAACGUCCGUGGCUUGCGGCACGGUGGGCAAAAGCACCAGCAUACCGGUGAGAGACCGAGAGCUGGCCAUCGCACUUCUGCUAGAGCUCGCCAUUCAGCUGGGAAGUCUGCCUCUGUUGCUGGACUGGAUCCGCGUGGCUCUGCAGCUCACCGGCAAGAAGCAGCUGCGCCUCAAGAGUGGCGAUAACAGCAGUGGCGAGAACAGAGAUAAUGUGUCGCCGCACACGACUGACGGUCCUGGUUCUGCUCCGCUAGUGCUUGUGUUACGACGCUUGGCCGAAGUGAAGCCAGGUCUCAGAACUAUACCUACCGAUGAGGAUGAUGAGGCCGUCAAUGCCACAAGCAUUUUCUUGCAGCAUGUCUCCUUGAGUCAAUAUCGCGCCAAUGCAGCCAUUCCGCUUGACCAGGCCGCAGUUAUUGCUUUGUCAUGCCUAGACAGGCUAACUACUCCGUAUUUAUCUGAACGUGGCAUGAAGUCGGCCAGCGCUGCAGUCGCCGAACAGGUGUACUCCUGGGGCUGGGUCGGCUGGGGGACGGCGCGCAGUCACCGCUCUCCUGAGCUUUGCCCCCUGGUGACCAAUGGAUGCAUUAUACAGAUUGCCUGCGCAGAGCGUAUCAUGCUCCUCGUUACGGACACUGGCCAAGUCUACACGAGUUCCUACGGACAACUCUGUGCAUAUGCUAACGCAAGUGACACCAAGGUUGUGCAGGGCCUGGAACACGAAACCGUCAAAGCAGUGGCAUGCAACCCCGAUGGCCGUCAUUUCCUUGCGCUGACCGUGGCCGGCAAGGUGUACUCCUGGGGUGCCGGCGAGUCUGGCCGACUCGGUCAUGGGAAAUCCGAUUCAUUGGACGUUCCACAGCAGAUCGAGGCACUGGAAGACGAGGAGAUUGUCAGCAUAGCCACUGGGUCCAAUCACAGUGUGGCGCUUUCUUCUGAGGGCAAGGUGUAUACGUGGGGCAGAGGCCGCUAUGGUCGCCUUGGUCACGGGAGCAGUGAUGAUAAGCUAGUGCCGACAGUGGUUGACUCGCUAACCGGGCACCACGUUGUGCAAGCUUCAUGCAGUAACAACGACGCUCACACUCUGCUCCUGGAUGAGCGGGGUCAAGUGUGGGCAUUCGGUGACGGUGAUUAUGGCAAGCUGGGGAUGGGCAACUGUGAGACAGUCAAGCAGCCUCGCCUGGUGGCGCGCCUUGCCAACAUCGCCGUUGCCAGCGUCCACUGUGGCCAGCAGAUGUCGCUGGUAAUCACCAAGUCGGGAAAGGUGUACACAUGGGGCUGUGGCCUAAUGUAUCGGCUCGGCCAUGGCAAUGAGAACACCCUGAACGUACCAACACUGGUGAAGGGAGAGCUGAGCAAUCGCUUUGUUGUUGCUGCCAGCAUCGGCCUGGCAUUCGUCAUCGUAGCCUGUCGUGAUGGCACCGUCCUGGGAUGGGGUCGUAACGAGCAGGGUCAGGUCGGGACCGGCACGUUUGAACGUGUGGAAACUCCGACAGUCAUCGGCGCUGUGUCCGGACAAGGAAUAACGCACGUUGCAUGCGGCCCAAUGCAGAGUGUGGUGUGGAGCGCUAGCACUCCGUGGCUGCCGAACUGCCGCCUGCCGUUCAUCAUGCAGCUGUCCGAGCCGACGUUCUCCUCUCUCAACUCGGCUCUGUACCAGGUCUGCGAAGGCCUGGAUAGCCCGGAGGUCUGGCCACCGCCGUCGCAGGAGCAGGAGUGUAUGGCAGUAUCUCUGCUUCAUCUCCUUGCCUUGCAGUUAUUCGCCAUGCAUUCGUCCAAUGAAGACCCAAGAGAGUUUGGUUUGGAGCCGAGCGGAAGUCUGCUUGCCUCCCUGAAGCAGCUCGCCCUCAAUCUGGCCACAAGUCCAGGUGUGCUGCGCACGGUGCAGAAAGCAGCGCAGCGUGUACUGUCCUGCGGGGUGAUGGUGCUGUUGCCCACUGAGAUACAGCUCUCUCAGGCUCUCUCCCGCCUUCUGCCCGAUGUGCCAAACCGGCGUUUGGUGAGUGGCAGCGGCAGCGCUGGAGCUGGCAGCAGCAGUAGUGAGAGCAUGAACACCGGCUCUAGUGCUGGCAGCGGCAGCAGCGGUGGCAGUGGCACUGGUGAUGAUGAUAGUACGAGCAACACUAGCAGCGCCGUGCCACUGCAUUCCGGCCAAGUGUUCAUGGUCAACUUGCUGGUCAAGACGCUGAAGGACAGGGGCAGCAUUGCUCGAAGCAUUGACGGGCUGGUCUUACAGAGCCCUGAAUCUGACAUGGACCCAGCACGUGUGGACGAUUCAUCCGAGUCUGUGUUUGAGUCUGAUAGCGAAUCUGGGUCGAGCAAGAAAGCAGCUGCGUUCUCCGGUCAUGAAAAAACUACUAAUGUUCCUCAUGCUGCUUCAGGAGAGAAGGCACACCCCGUGUCUGCCAGUGUCGGCGAAAAGGCUGAUCCGAAGAAGUCUGACUGCGUGUCAAUUCUCACUCUCGUCCAUCAACUGCUCAUCUAUUCCACACAGAAAGUGUGCCGGGCUCUCGGUGAACGCGGCAGAGACCUUUCAUCGGAAUUUUGCAACACAUCGGACGCAUCAUCUCUGGAUCUGGUGAAGUUCUUUCAGCGAACGUUGCUGGUUAAGUGGAUAGCAUUUGAGGACUCGGGUGAAAUCAAUUCAGAGUGUGAUACGAAUGUGGAGAGUACCAAUGCUGCCCGCAUCCUAUCCCGAUACAUAGGCAUGGUUUGCGAGCACACCGAGUCGAUUCUUGCCAGUGCCUGCGACUUCGCCAGGGAAAACCGGAAGUGCUUCAGCCGCUGCGUCUCCAUCGUGGAGUCUUCCUUGGCCGGACAUCUGCUGCCAGAACUCGUCAGUGCACUGUGCCUUGUGCAGAACUUUGCACCGUCACGGGCCCUGUGUCCCACAGUCCUCAAGACUCUGCUGCGUUCACUGGACACUCUAAACUCACUAGCCCCAGGCAUGGUUGCCGAUGAGUGCACCGAUCUCUCGUGGCCAAGGCGAGGAGAUACAAGCAAGGGAGCGGAGGUACAGAGCGGAGCGGCCACACCAACACCAGGCCCCGCGGUGCAAGAAGAGAGUGGAGCUAGUUGGACGACCAGUACUGAUGCUAGCAGUGCCAGUGGUGUCAGCACUGAUUUCGAGCAGACAAUCAUCAGACAGGAAGACCUGGAGAACAACAACAAGGAUGGCGGGUCGUGGCUUCGCUUUGGCUUGACCGUGUAUAACCUCAACGCUUUGUCUUCCCACGUUGUCAUGGAGCCGUCUUUGGGUUUGCGACUAAGAACACUCGCAGAGGUUUGUUCCGAUGCAAAGGAAGUGUUGAGUGUGGAGGAGUACGAGCUGUGCAAGUCACUCUUGGCCGGCUCUGAAGUGGGAAUAUUCCAAACAGAUAAUCGUGAUGAGGAGCUGGAGACCUGCAAUGUGGCGUCUGUGAUGGUUGAAGUGGAACGCAACGUUGCUCUGCUGUUGGGAAUGCACGCGUUCGGUCUUGUGCGGGGACGGCCGCUUAGCAAAGAAGAGCAGAACACCUGCUCGUUUUUCGCAUCCGAGGUCGUGCAAGUGGGACUCAUGUCUUAUCAUCACGUCCGCGAGAUUGUUCGGACGCCAGAAAGCGAACUGCUCGCUUGGUAUCGGGCAUACCUGCGCCGCAAGUCGGGCCUCAGCAUGGGAGACCAGUUUGCGUUCAACAUCGCCGAGGGCCAUGCUAGCACCGACUCACUGGCCCUGGCCUUACAGGACUGCGUAGCCAGGUAUAGUCGAGAUUCGAAUCUUUGUCUUCCGCUUCAGUCGCGAGAUCACCCGAUUCACGAGGUCGGCUCUGUUCUCCUGGCCUGUAUGCUGAAGCACUCUGGCAUGGUGCCGCUGGCCGUGGCGCUAGCACAGAAAGCAUCGGAUGCGCCGUCCACCGGUGCAUCGCUUACUUUGCCGUCGGCGCUCGAGGCAGUGGUGCAGGCUGUGCAUCGAGUCAAGACCUUUCUCAUCAUGGCUCACCAGACCUCGCGGCAAUCGUAUCAAGAGCUGUGCAAGCCCAUCUUGCUGCGCAGCCUGUUCCUGCUCACCCAGUUCCAGCCGCUGUCGCAGGGCGCCGUGAGCAGUGGCAUAGCACAGCGCCACUCGCAGUCCGCCCUGUCGCGUUGGAGAAGCAUUGUGCACCGUGUACUGGCGCUGAAGCGAGCCUCACCCAGCGCCUUCGCUCCUUCCAGUGGUCCUCAGGGCUGCACAUCAGGUGCCAGUAGUGACAGCGAUGGUGCAUCCAAGGACGACCAGUUGGAGCCAUCUUUGCGCCAGGAACGACAACACGUUGAGGCCGAGACCACCGGAGAUGACACCGUCGGCGAUAAUCCCACCGAAUUUGUACCAGCACAGUCCAGUCCUGCCGCCUCGCCCUCCACCUCAUCACCAUCGUUACCAUCAGUAUCAUCAUCAUCAGUAUCAUCACCCGUAGCGACCGGGUCAGUGGCGUCAUCAUCAUCUUCAUCGUCCAAAGAGAGUGCACCGUCCAUCGUCCUGAUUCCCCCAGAUGCGGCCGUCAGUGCCAGUCUUGAUGGCCGAGUCAACUCUGCCAAGCUCGCUUCCCAACUGCAGGAAAUCACUAAAUUUGUGCAAGCUAAUGCCGAGAUGGCGUUAUCAGAUGUUUACGCGGCGCUCAUCCAACAGCUGGACCGGGCCCGCAGUCGACUGGACGGGGCCAGACUCGUGUAUGAGCUGCUUCAAAUGGAUGGCAUGCUUCCGUCAGUGCAGCAUUCCUUGCUGUGCGGAUACCAAGGAUUAGUGCCACAUGAGAACUACCUUCAACCUGCCAUGGAGAGCUUCAUGGACGGCCUGGCGGCUGUGCCGUACUGUGACCGUGUGCGCCUGGACCUGGAACUCGGCAAGGUGGCCAGCUGGGCCGUGACAUCGUUGCAGUCCUGCGCCCGCAAGUACUGCAACCAAGGCGCCACGUUUAGCGAGGCGCUGGCCAAUGCACGCCAGAAUUCACCCCAGUACAUGGACUACGUGUCGACCACGCGCCUGGUUUCGUCGGCAAUGACCAUGCUCGUGCGAGUGCACUCGUGCUCGGAGACGGCUCGCCUGCUCAAUGCCGGGGCUCUGGCGCUGGGGGAGACACUGCUGCGCCUGAGCAGUACCCACGCUGAUGUCGAUAGCGACGUGGUGCACAGGAAAUCCCAGCAGGAGCGCGCUGCGACAGAGCGCUUGUCGAUCGUGGAAGAGGACGGUCCCCUGGACGCUAUCGGCAUUGAGCUGACUGGCCUGGACAUGGCCAUGGCGAUGAAAGUGGGCACGCGCGUAGUGCGUGGGCAGGACUGGAAGUGGGCGAACCAGGAUGGCAACCCGCCUGGUGAGGGCUGCGCGGUGGCCGAUAUCACCUCUGACGGCUGGGUGCGUAUUCUGUGGGAUAGCGGUGUCACCAACUCGUACCGCAUGGGCCGGCACGGUUACUAUGACCUGGCGCUGGCGCCGUGUGAAAUGAGAAAGCUGCGACAGCAGCACGAGACGCAGCAACAGCAGCAGGCUGCACAGACCAGCACAGUCGGUGUUGUUGAGGAUAGCACUCUCCUGCAAGGAGCCAAUACCGCGCUGGGUAUCCUGCAGCAUGCUGGCGUCUGCCUGCUGCAGACCUUGUCAAUGUCGGCCGGAACACAUGCCGACUCGCUGCCGUCGCAUGCUGUGCGCAUGGUCUGCGGUCUUCUGCAGAAUGUCGUGCAUAAGACGGAGCUCGGUCGAAGUGCAUCGUUUGCCCCCUGCGUCGGCUGGGCAUCUCUUGGGUUUGUGCGCGCCAUUGCCUCAUCCACGCACAUGCGCUCCGUACUGAGUGCCAAGCGAUGGACAGAUGUACUGGUACAGCUGGUUGCCAAUGGUUUGAACUCGGAUAGUCCUGAUGCCUCUGCCGAUGAACUCCUCUCAGAUCUCAAGAGUCAGGUUCUCGCGCUACGCUUUCUUCGUUCCGUUCUGCCCUGGGACCAUCCUGACCGAAGUGAUGCAGUGCGCUCGGACGUGCUCCGGCAGUUGUUUGACUUGCUGGGACUCGCCAUUACUGCUCAGAGACCUCUUAGGGCAGGUGUUGGUCAAGAAUCAGUGGGAUCGUUGUCUGCGUCGUACCACAGCACAUUGGCGGAGGAACUGGUGUGUUUGCUGCGCUGCCUGCACUACUCACCAUCGUGGCAGGGACUGGUCAACGACUUCAUCCUGAAACACCUCAAUGCGCUGGCUGAUCGCGAUGUGACUUCAUUAAGCGUGAGAUCUGUUGCCUUUGUCAUGCCUCUACUGGCGGUACUGGCAGUCAUCGGUGGAGUCGAUGCUCGGCUACGCAUUGGCGGACGAGUGAGGCACUCUACCCUCGGCACAGGCACGGUCUCCAGCAUCUGCGCCAACAAUCGGCUGUCCGUGCAUUUCGACGAGCACCAGUUGCCGCGCCUGUGCCCAGCCCAGCAUCUCAAGUCGGUUGACUGCAUAGCCAGCAGUGCUUACUUGAUUCCGCUGACGCAUCACUCAAUCGGGCUGUGGGCACGUUUGCUGCAACUAUCCCUGAGCACCGACUACCCAUCCUCUGCUGCAGCAUCUGCAGAGCCAGUUGAACCGUGUCUCAAGGGGGAGCUGAUUUGUCAUCAGCUGCGCCUCGGCCUACUCAAAACGGUGCUGGUCAUACUACAACAACCUAACUUGUUGCGUGCCGUACUGGCAUCAUCCGUCAAGGGUGACAUCAACCUCGCGCAGCACGUGCUGACGACCGCGGUGCUCUGCAACCCCGUCAAGCCCUGCUUCGAAUUCGCCGACCUCGAGGUUGCAAUGCUGUCCGUGUGUCAGAUUCUCUCAUCUGGCAUUAGCAUACCACCGCCGGCUCCGAGUCCGGCGGCGGUGGAACCUCGGGUCCCGCUUGAUGAACCACAGCCGCAGAAACAGGCCCCCGAGAAACGGAAGCUCCGAGAGUCCACUUCAGCACCCGCCGGCAGUGGCAGCAGAAGUAUGCGCCAUUCUCGUGCUCGUAUUUCCCCCUCGGUAUCGUCGAAUACACCACCCGCACCAGUUCAGCGGCUCAUGGAGAUGGGUUUCUCUCGACGAGCCAUUGACCGAACAUUCCGCGGCAUGUCUCUCGAUCCAAACUCAUCCAAUGUGAACAUGGAUCUGGUUGUGCAGCGUAUUUUGGACUCUUCGGACGCCAUGGCUGACUUGCCGUCGACGACGGCUACUAACGAGAUGGCAGAGGAGUCCGAGAGAGACUUGUCUGCAGUGCUCGAGGAUAGCGAGGAUUCCGUCGGUGAAGAUUUGGACGUGGAGGGCAUUGUAGAAGCUCUUAUGGACCCUUCACCAUUGAAGGAGACUGACAGUGUCAACUCGAUGUUCAAAUCCCUGGGUCGGAGCUGGUGGGAGAAGUUAUCGGUGGACAGCCAUCGGCUGCGCCGCCAGGAAGACUUUAACUCUACUCAGGGGUAUAUUGGCUUUUUGAGAGCGGCCCUGAGUGUCGGCAGCUGGGUGUGCUGCCGCUCUGUUUCCGGGAUGGUUGACGGCUCGGUGGGACAACUAGAAGGGCAAGGUGACGGUGGUGAAGUGGUGGUAGGCGAGAAAGUCAGGGUGAAGUUUAUGAUGGAGGGACUUGCGCGCAGAGGCACCCAGAAAAAGUUGGUCAACAUCCGUGCACUGGAGCUUGUGCACAAUCCGUUAGACAGACAUUACCGUGUUAAGGUGUGUGACCCUGUGCGGGUGCGAUCUUGGAUCCACAUGGACUCCCGGGCGUGGGGGAACAUUACUCACAAGAGCCGUGGUAAGUUGAUGAAGCUGCCCUCGGACGGAUCGUCACAGUGCAUCGUGAGCUUUGAUGAUCAACCCGGCCGCUACUGCUGUAUUUACGACCUGGAGAAGGCCCCUGCCAUCCAUCUGACGUUCAGUUGUGACCGUUGCGAGAUGUCGCCCAUCAUCGGCCCUCGCUUCAGUCGCAAGCACACUGACUUUAACCUGUGCAAGCCCUGCUUCUGGGCAUCGAAGAACCCGCUGCGCGUGUCCGAGUUCUUUGCGCACGCGGACCCUGGCAAGGAGCAGGGGCGCUGCGUGGCCUUGAUGGUGCGCAGGUACAUGCUCGGCCACCCCAAAGUGGGGAAACUGCUGAUAGCGGACUUCAACCGCUGCGUGGAGAAGGUACAAGUGUCUUCCAACACUAGCUCUAUGUCCAACCUGUACGACGAUAAUCCCCUAACAUUCUGGGUCGGAGCGAAGGACACAAGGAAGCAUUGGAUUGAUCUGGAGCUCAAACAUGGCACUUCACUCAAGAUGGUCACGAUGACAGUGAACAACACUAGCACCAAUAGGCCACGCACAGCCAUUGUCUGCACCGGCUUCAGUGCCGGCCUGCUGACCGAGGAGAUCGGGAGAGUGGAUUUUGCAAAGGAACUUGCCCACACCAGGCCGGGUGACCUGCAGGAGGUCGUCUUGUUUGAUUCAACUGAAAAGUGUAACCGCUUUCUGCGCAUCACACUAGAGUGCAACAACGAGUGUCGUAUCACCGGUAUAGAGCUACUCUGCCAUCCGUAUCAACAAGAGAACGAGUUAGUGUUCGACUUCCGUGCUCCUCUGGGCGGAUUGCAGGCGAAAUCUUCCGAUCCACUAGUAGAUCAUGUGACCAAGUUGAAUCUGAAGGAGCCUUGUCAUCGUGAAGUUUUUGUGUGGGGUCUGAAUGACAAGGAUCAGCUUGGCGGUGUUCAAGGAUCAAAGGUGAAAGUUCCUACCAAGUGCCAGACGUUGUCUUCUAUCGACGUCACACAGUUCUCCGGUGGAUCAAAGUGCCUCCUGAUUCUGACAAGCGGUGGCCGUGUGGUGGCAUGCGGUGAGAGCCAGCAUGGCCGACUUGGCAUCGGAGCGGUCACGGCGGAACGCACCAUCGUGUACCCUCCGCAGCCCGUGGCCGGCCUGCCAGUCAGCGCCGUGGUGAGCAAAGUGGACAUCCACUCUGGCGGCCGCCACGCGCUGGCAAUGACGACGGACGGCGCCGUGUACUCGUGGGGAGAAGGCGAUGACGGCAAGCUAGGCCAUGGAGAUAGGGAAACCCGUUGCAGUGCCAAGCAGAUCGAGGCGCUAAAAAGCAAGCGCGUCGUGGGCAUCUCGGCGGGUAGCUCGCACAGCGCCUGCAUCCUGGACAACGGGGAUCUGUAUACCUGGGGCAUGGGUGACUACGGACGGCUCGGCCACGGUUCGAAUGACACCAUUUCCGUGCCAAACAAGGUUGGGGCGCUGGACGGGUUGCGUGUGGUGGACGUAGCGUGUGGCAGCCGUGAUGCCCAGACCGUGUGCUGCACCGAGUCGGGAGCAAUAUACGCCUGGGGUGACGGCGACUUUGGUAAACUUGGCUUGGGCGGCAGCGAGCAUUGCAGCCGCCCAAUGCUCAUCGAGGGUCUGCAAAACGAGAAGAUUGUCAAGGUGUACUGCGGAGCUCAGUUUUCCGCAGCACUGUCCAGUGAGGGUGGCGUGUGGACUUGGGGCAAGUUCGACUUCGGUCGCCUCGGUCUGCCAGUGCAGAGUCAUGUACGCAAGCCGGUCAAGGUCAAAGGUGGACUUGUCGGCAAGAAGGUAGUCCAGCUGGCUGUUGGAGCACUUCAUGUCUUGGCACUGACGGAUGAUGGCCGGGUGUACACGUGGGGUGACAACGAUCAUGGGCAGCAAGGCAAUCGCCAGGUGGACAUGUACGACGAGCCGCGGCUGGUUGAGGAGACGUCGAGCCUGAAGGUGAUCGGCAUAGCGUGCGGCUCGUCGCACUGCAUUGCCUUUGCCGAGGCACCUCCGCCGGUCAUGUCUCGCUUGGCGGGUAAGAGUGAGGAGGCCGUCAAUCGCUUCUCUCCCGUCGUCUUUGUAACCAACAACAACCCACUAGGCCUUGAGACCAGCGGUGAGGACACCGCAGAGAAGUCCGAGACGCCGGUCCGUCGACUGCGUGCCCUCCUUGAACGUAACCUGCUGAGCCAGCCGGCCGGCGAGCAGCAGAUGCAGGCAUUGAAGGACAUUGCUCUGGGCCUGCAGAUCAUGACUGCCCGCCAUUGCAUGAUAGCAGCAUUGUCCAAAGUGGAGGCCGCGCCGAACGCAGCCAUGCCAGUGUCGGCAGCCACCUCCCGCUCAUCAUCUCCAGCCCACAACUCGCAGCAGUUGAUGGAGCGGUUCAGCUCCGCUAUGGUGGCUGCUGGUCAGCGAAAUCUUCUCUCUCCCACUCAUCAUGCUGAGCUGCUGUCGGCUGGUGACAUGGACACGUUUGUUGCACGGCUUGUGCCCGACUGCUUGCCGCAGCUGGUCAGCCUUCUCAAGCUGGCCGUGGGACAUCGCUGUGCCACGGAUGAUGUGGAAGCGCUAGCCUCAAUGCUGGAGGCACUGGUGGAGAGCGAUGAAACAGUCGGCGAGAGUCUCCUGAGUGUGUGCGUCGGGGAGUUGGAAGGCGCGGUGGCCAAUCCUCGCUUCCUGGAGCAGUACCACCAGCCAGCGCCCACCAUGCAGGAAUCACCACACCCGUAUCCUCACAAUGCUAACCUGACUGGAAAGGUUCGCAUCCCGGGUGCCAAAGCACUGCGCAUUGAGUUUGAUCCGCAGUGCCGCACUGAAGACGGCCACGAUCGCCUGACCAUCACGGACGCGCUGGGCAGUGUGGUGUCCACUCGCUCCGGCCACGAGGGCACCAUGUGGACAGCGCCGCUCGUCGUGCAGGGGUGCGAGCUCUCCUGGAAAUUCUGCAGCGACGGCACGAUCAACGCCUGGGGCUUUCGCUUCACGGCGCAUGCCGUCAUGCCGGGCACGUCGCCACAGGAUGAGCUCGCCGACCAGCAAUUUCUGAAUCUGCCAUGCAUGCACAUGGUAGCACGCAUGCUGAGCAUGCACGUCCACACCCUGAGAAGGAUGAGUGUGGAGCUGCUACCGCCAAUCGGCGCCGUUCUACCUCGACUUGCGUCGGCGCUCGCCGCGUGCUGCAGCCUCCCGCUUCAGUCCCAGCAGCGCGUCUGGGCCGUGCAGUGGAUGCGGCGCAUCAUCCGCACGGUCAACGGCGGUGUGUACAAGGACUCGCCCGCUAAGGCCUCCAGGGUGCUGGAUGCCCUGCAUGUACAUUCGCAUUGUGCUUUGGGAUAUCUGGUGAAGAAGCUCCCUGACUUGCUGGAGAGGCAGAUGAGAUAUGAGGAGCAAAUUGUCAAGUCCGGAUCUCAACUGAGUCACACUCCAUUCCUCAAGGCCAUUGUUGCACUGUGCUGCGAUCUGAGCGUUGGCAUGAAGCUCAAGAUCGAGUCCAAUUCCCCAGUGGACACCUGGUUUCCACAGUUCUGCCUGACCUAUCACACAGCCAUGGCAUUACAGAAUCGCACAGCACUGCCGACAGCAUUCUGUGACCAGGUUCAUGAGCAGAUCAACCUGUCUACGCCGGUCAAUGAGAAGAUCAGUCUCGACUAUCAGGACAACUCCCUGUUUGAUCUUCAGCGCGAUGAACAGCUGCUGCUCUGGCUCAAACGGUGUCCGGAUGACUGGCAUCUCAAGUCCUGGUGGGGCAUCAAGAGCCAGGUGUGGGCGUGGGGCCACAACAAUCGUGGCCAGCUGACCAAUCUGAACGGAGACAAGGUCAAAGCACCUACAGCGUGUGAGAUCUUCGCUGACCUACGUCCAUGCAGUAUAGUCGGUGGAGACCAGUGCCUCCUUGUGCUUUCUGAUGAUGGCAAGGUGUACGCCAAUGGCAAUUCCAGUGCUGGACGCCUUGGACUGGGCUCUGUACCAGACACAGUCAUCGUACCGCGGCAUGUGGAGUCACUGAAGAACGUGCAGAUCAAGCAAGUUAGCAUGCACCCAGCUGGUUGCCAUGUACUAGCACUGUCCAAUGAUGGAGAGGUCUACUCAUGGGGUGAAGGCGUAUGUGGUAAACUCGGCCAUGGCAACAGAACGUCUUGUGAUCGCCCCAGGGUCAUCGAGAGUCUGCGCGGUAAUGAAGUCAACUUCGUCGCUGCCGGCGGGUCUCACAGCGCGUGCAUCCUGGCAGGCAGCGGCGACGUCAUGACGUGGGGCAAGGGCCGCUACGGGCGACUGGGCCACGGCACGUCCGACGACAUGCUAGUGCCGAAGAAGGUGGAGGCGCUGAGUGGCCACCGCUGCGUGUGCAUUGCGCUGGGCAGCGGAGACGCACAGUCCGUCUGUGUGGCUGUGUCGCCCGAAGGCAAGAAACAGGUCUGGUCGUGGGGCGAUGCCGACUAUGGCAAGCUUGGUCGGCCCGCCAGCAAUGGAAGUGGCUUGGUCCCGGGCCUGGUCGAAGACCUGAAUGAAAAAGACAUUGUGGACGUCCAGUGCGGCUCUCAGUUCACAAUUGCCCUGUCGGCGGCUGGUGAAGUUUACACCUGGGGAAAGGGUGAUUUCUAUCGCCUCGGCCACGGCUCCGACAGCCAUGUUCGUCGCCCACAGCUCAUUGCCGGCCUGCAAUUGACGAAAAUCACCGAAGUAGCCGUCGGCUCGCUGCACUGUGUAGCUCUGUCUGCUACUGGCGAGGUGUACGCCUGGGGUGACAAUGAUGAAGGGCAGCUUGGUGAUGGCUCUCUGAACGCGGCAUCCAAACCUAAGCUGGUGGUCACCAUUAAAGGCGAGCGCAUUGAUCAUGUGGCCUGUGGAUCUGCGCACACGCUAGUGUGGAGCACGAUGCGGCCCCCUGUCUCCAAGUGCCCGCUGCCCAGUACCAUACCGGUCGAGUAUCAACUGCUCAGCGACAUUGAGCCGGUCGUUCUGCGCAAUCGCCUCAUCCUGCUGCAGCACUUCACGGACAUCUUCUGCUCGUCUCUGCCACUGCUAAGCCUCUACCAUUCUGAGACUGACAAUGUUUCUGUGGUUGCUAACGGCAACAGAUCGGCGACGGCGGCCCACAGUGGCAGUGCUGGCAGCGGCGCAACGCCAUCUCUUGAUGAGUUGCUGGAUCGCUCCACCAACAAUUCCACUCCCAGCCAGAUGGAGCUGCUGUUGGCAAUUGACACCCUCCGGCGCCUCCUGGUCUCGACCAAGAAGGAGUCCAUCUUCAAGAAGGUUGUCCAGGCAACCAUGGAACGCAAUCGCUCGCAUGGUCGUGCAAUCGAUAUUAACAGGUUUCAGGUGAAAAAUGCCCGGGUGCGCACAGGCAAUAAGGCAGCUGCUGCUGCUGCCGCUGCUGCUAACUACACGGGCACCAUGUUCUGCCAGGUCGGCGAGAAAAUGCUGGGCGAGUCGAACGGCGAUCUGCGCCUGGCGCACCGCGUCUGGAAGGUGAAGUUCAGCGGCGAAGGCGCGGACGACUGUGGCGGUGCGUACAGCGAGAGCAUCAGCGAGAUGUGUGAGGAGCUGCAGACACCGGGUGUUCUGCCACUGCUGAUUCUCACGCCCAACGGCCUGAGCAACAACGGCGUCAACCGCGACUGCUUCAUUCUGAACCCGAGCCUGCUGAGCCAGCCUGCGGGCGGCCAGGCGCACCGCGAGAACUUCCGCUUCCUGGGCAUUCUCAUCGGCAUUGCUAUACGCACUGGAGCGCCCAUGAAUUUAUCUCUAGCGCCUCCGGUCUGGAAGCAGCUUGUUGGCAUGGCUCUGACGGUCAGCGACUUGGAGGAGAUUGACCGUGACUAUGUGCCAUCGCUGCUUCACCUGCGAUGGCUGGGUGCUGCAGGUCUUGACAAGUUGGAGAUGCCCUACAGCACGCCAAGUGCAAGUGGUACGGAGGUGCGCCUGUCAUCGGCGCAUGCGUCCGUGAACUCGGACAACGUCGAGGAGUACAUUCAGCGAGCGCUGCUCUACCGGCUGCACGAGUUUGAUGCCGCCGUGGAGGCAGUGCGCACUGGAAUGUCCCAGGUGAUUCCGGUGCCCAUGCUCUUUCUCUUCACUGGGCCCGAGCUGGAAAUGAUGACGUGUGGCUGCCCAGCUAUUGAACUCGAUCUCCUCAGGUCGGUCGUAUCCUAUAAGGGCACCACCGAGGACAGCGACCUUGUGCGCUGGUUCUGGGCCGCCAUGGAGGAGUUCAGCCAGCAGGAACGCUCGCUGUUCCUGCGCUUUGUCUGGGGACGCACGCGCCUGCCGCGCACGCUCGCCGACUUCCGCGGCCGUGAUUUUGUUUUCCAGGUGAUGGAUAACCAGAAGGUACGGCGAACUCCCGAUAACUUUCUCCCCGAAUCCUACACAUGCUUCUUCUUACUCAAGCUGCCUUGCUACACCAGCGGGGCAAUCCUUGCUGAGAAGCUGCGGUAUGCCAUCCACCACUGCAAGGCCAUCGACUUGGACGACUACGCACGCACAAUGGCCACCGAACCAGAAGACGAAUGGGAGGAUGAGUUCUGAUCACAAAGAAACCGUUUUGUUUCUGCUGUUGUCGUCUAUAACUACACAUUUGCUCAAAUUGCCACAUACGUUCGCAUUAUGCGACCUUCUACCCGUUUUGGAACAUGGGAAGUUCCGAACAGUCUUUGCCCGCCGCUUAUAAAAAAAGCUAACGUCAAAAAGUGACCCUGUGUAGCCCAUCAUAUUUAUUUGUGUGCCAUUUCAUCCCCGUGCCCACAGUCAUACAAUACAUCUUGCAUGCAUCUCAUGUCAUACGAACACCACCACACACACUCGGACUCAGACAUGCCCAUUUCAGCAACGAUGAUAGCGAACAGCUACGUUAGACAUAGCAACUCACACACACACACACACGCACACACAUCCAGGCAUUUUUGUUCAGUUUUUGUACUCCUCGCGGGUAUCAUGUUUUGUGUAGCUGGCCUUUCGUUCCCUUUGCCAUUCCAUAUUUUAUUUCUUUACUCCUUUACCUAUUGUAUCGUUUGCAGGUCUGCUGGUCAGCUACAUAUUCAACCGCUUUAUUUUAUCAGAGGACUUUGAAAGUUCCUUGUAGCAUGCAAUCAUUCCUGAUGUUUUGCUGUGUAUGUCUGUGCAUGUAACCUUUGGCCUAUUUCCAUCAUACUCAACUGUCUAUUGCAACCAUUCGGCCCACUACA